Messenger RNA from Parasteatoda tepidariorum (common house spider), 3411 nucleotides. RefSeq lists its product as uncharacterized. The record is from RefSeq and is a predicted model, not a curated record. NCBI's taxonomy places the organism in Eukaryota, Metazoa, Arthropoda, Arachnida, Araneae, Theridiidae.
AUUGUUCUCUAAGUAUGACGGAACAACUAAACGGCCACUAUACUCAGAUAAAUGAAGAAAAUAGAUCCUCACAAGAAGUCAUAUCAACAGCAGAAUCGUCUGUAAUUCACAAUAAAACUAAGGAAAUAUCCACCGUUGCCAAAACACAACGAAAAAAAGUAUCCUUUCACGAAAACGUGACUGACAUCGACGACGAAAACGAAUCGUCUGCUUUUGAAAAUGGAGAUAAUCUUGAAGACAUUGAAGUGGAGGAGACGAAUUUAGAAGAAAUUCUAAAUGUUAGCGAAAAGAUUAACUUUUUCAAGACUGCUUUCGCUAAUGGAUCUCAAACAAAAGAUGAUAAUGGAAUCAAGUCGCUUGGUCACCAGAGUUCGAUUCCGGAGGCUAGAUUGGCUUUUGUUACGGGAAUGGUCGACAGCUCGUCAACAGGAAAUAAUUCGCGUGUCAACAACUGUGGCGGCAUUCGUGUUGAGUCUAAUGUGACGAUAGACUCAGAAAAUGUGGCACAAAAAGAUGAAGGAGAUAUUGAACUGAAAACGGAAACCUCUGAAACUAAUUUCGUCCAAGUCCCAACUUCUCCAGAAGACGUUUCAGAAAGUGCGACUGAGUCCAACAUGGCUGCGACUCAAGUGACUUUCAUGAAAAUAUUUGCUACUCCGAAAAGUCGGCACAAUAUGAUUGAAGCUGUUGUCGACACUACGUCGAUCUUAGAGCAUAGAGAAGAGUUGAGAGAACUUUGGGAAAAACGGAUGAUGGCCGAUGACAACCAGUCUUCACCUUCUUCUACAGUGGAGGAAAAAUCCAAAAUUUCAGUGGAAGAAGUGAAGGAAGAUGGAAUAAUAAAACCAAGUCAGGAUAACGAAACGACCAAACUCCAGUCCGAAAAAAUUGCCAAUGGACACGCCAAAACUCUCCCAGAGAGCGUUAUCCACAUGAAUGACACCAAUGCCAACCAUAUUCACGAAGAGCAUCAUGAAGGAUCAGAGGUUCAAGCAUCCAAGACGAUCGCCCCAGACGAAGAAGACCAAGAGAACAACAAUAGCGCCGAUUCUUUGGAAAUCGAUAAUAACAACGAGAUUUAUGUAGAGGAGAAGACAUAUACAUCCGAACUGGAAACAUCCCUCGUCGUGAAACAGGUCACAGAAGUGACCGCUAUUCCCGCGGAAGAUCACAAGGAGACAAUACACAAUGAAACCGUAUCAGAUGGAACGGUGACCACAACUACCCAAGGUGACGGUCAAACAGUAAUAAACGCAUCUCCUGAGAAGGAAUCUAAUUCAAUAGUUGAUACGCGUGAAGAAGAGCCUUCAACUGCCACUCUUGUUGAUACAGAAGUGGUGGGACAGGCUCCGGAAAAAUUGGAGGAGUCGGUUCAAGAGACUGUUUCCACCACUAAAGAGGCUCAUAAUGAAUUAGUUGAUACUAGUGUUGAAUGUGAUUCCGUAGCUGUUGCUCCCAUGAAAGGUAUAGACAUUCCAACGAAUGAUGAUGAGGAAGGGGAUGGUUUUGUACCUCUUGCUGAGUGCUUACCUCAAGAGGAGGGAUUCGAGGAUACACAAAGUAUUCCAUCGGAAGUUGCUGAAAAAGAUGUUCAUAUUGAGGAACAUAAGGCUGCUUGUGUUAAUAGCAUUAGCGAAGCAUCUGAAUCCACACCAUCGACAUCGACUCCGGAGCCAUCUGUGGAUGACAAACAGGACCAUCCUGAAAUAGAACAAUUUGUGAAAUCCGGAGGAUUGAAACGUAUUCUUCCCGGAGUCCAGAAGACUGAGCAACCCUAUAGCAGCUGCACUACAGAAACCAAGAUAGCUAUGGAGAUCAGAGAAAUGCGAGAAAGGGAAGAAGAGCUUCGUGUUAUGAGGGAACAGGCUCUGCUCUCUCCAGUGAUAUCACCUGUACCCCCUAAAAGUCCAGGAGGACGUAGUCCAUCACCUUCUGUAAAGGAUAGUGCAAGCCCCAGUCCUACACCAUCUGGCACUGGAUAUCGCGUGAGUAGUGUGUUCGGCCACAAGGGCACCAUCUCCCCAUCUCCCCCGAUAAUUGAAGAGGAAAAAAAAGUUUUCAAAAUGGCAGCCAAAGAAACGGCCGUUGAGAAAGAAAUUAGAUUAGCUAGAGAAAGGGAAGAAGAAUUGAGAAAUCAGAAAGGUCUACCACCUAGAGAGGAUGAUAGCUACGUGAAGCCAAGUCAAGUGAAAUCUUCUCAAGUACGUAUUUUUGGUAAAGCAGGGACAAAUAGUGCUUCUAUCAAGCAAGCUGCCACCGCCAAGAUUCAACUAGAAAUUGAAGAACAGACACAGAGAGAAAUGGCCCUUCGUGAAGCUGGCAGCAUUCAGACUAUCUCUCAUGAAAGAACAGAUGCCAAAGUAGCUAAGCUCAAGACUCCAGAAUGCACAACCCCUCCCCUAACUAACGGAAAUUCUCAAUCGUUCACGAAUGGCAACCACACCAAUGGUCGCCACUCUCCAGAUGUAGCUCCUUAUAAGAGGUCAAGUCCAUCCCCUACCGGAAUCGCAGGACGGCCGGCCAGCAUCUUCAGCCAAACUAACGGCAGCAAAAACAUCAGCAUGCAAAAGUUCAUUGCCAGCAAGGGCAAAGAAACGACGUUCACAAACUCUAGGAACGGUGGACCUUUCAUCUUGCCCAAAGAAGAAAAGCCAGCUGCCGUGCCUCCCACCAUGGUCAAACUGAAGAGAAAUGUUUCCGUUGAAUCUAAGAUUCAACAAGAGAUAAUGGAAAUGAAACAGAGGGAAGAAGAAUUAAAAAAGUUGCACAUGAAAAAUGAUGAAAAUUCUAAUGGAAUAGAAAAUGGUAAAGAUCAUGAAAUGAACCAGAAAAAUAACUUAGAAUACGAAAAUGGAAAUGGAAUUAACGAAGAGGACAUUAGCCCUCGUCACAACAAGCUGAUUGCACAGUGGGAGCAACGAAUUCAAAAAGCUGAAAGUUGAACUAAGUGACAAUAUCUGCGUAGCUGGAGACGAGUGUUUUUUUCCUUAAAAAAAAAAACGUGUAGACUUUUAUCAAUUUUACUGCCAGAUCCUAUGAGACUGAGUGAAAGGAAGACCGACGUGUGCCUUAUAUUAAUGGAACUUUAUAAAAAAAAUAUUUUUUUCUCUUCUUUCUUAUAUGGUCCCUGUGUAUGCUAUAAUUUCUGCGACCUUUAUAGUGUACCUUUUAAAACGCUAGAUCUUGAGUAUUUUUUUAUGUAAGCAGAAUAUACUUUGAUAUGUAGAACAAACAAAAUGAUGAUGUGUGUAUACUUUAAACUAGAAUAAUUCACCUUAAUUCCGGUAAUUAGGUGACGUUUUAUGUUACUGAAAUUAAUAAAAAUAUGCUGUAAUCACAUCCUUAUUGUAAACUGUACAUAUCAGAUAAAAUAAAUUCUUAGUUUUCAAAUAAAUGUUUAUUUUACUGUAA